AUGAAAACGGCGAACUUGAUGCCAAAUGGACAUCUGCUGUGUCGUCUGGUUGCUGUGGUGGCAUUUGUAGGUUUUGUGGUUUUGUUCUGGUUCUCAACCCUCAACAACUGUCCAUCACUUCAACAAGGUCACCACACAGAAAUCACAGAGAAAACCCAGCAAAAAGAAAAUACCACACCUGCUCCCGCUAAGAACGAGAAACCCAUACUCCUGUUAUGGUUCUGGCCAGAAGACUUCCGCUUUAGCCUGAAUGACUGUAAAACUAUUUUCAAUAUCGACAGUUGCCUAUUGACGGAUGACAGAUCUCUUUACAGCACUGCAGAAGCUGUCCUUAUCUACCACAAAUCCAUUAGUUGGGACCUUUCCAACCUUCCACCAUCUCCUCGUCCCCCGUUCCAAAAGUGGAUCUGGUUUAAUCUCGAAUCACCAACAAACACAGCAAGAAAACCAGGUAUUGAAAACCUGUUCAAUCACACACUCAGCUACAGACAGGACGCAGACAUCUUCUCCCGGCUGUCCUUGACCAUCAACAAAACGCCGAAUGAGAAUUUUACGAUUCCUAAAAAGGACAAACUGGUCUGUUGGAUCGUAAGUAACAAUGCUGCCGGAACUGGUGUCGGCGCCAGGAACGCUUACUACAAUGAACUUAAAAAACAUGUCAAUAUACACAUGUUUGGAAAAGCUUACGGAACGUUCCUGGAUCACAAAGACUAUUUUCCCACCAUAGCCAGCUGCAAAUUUUAUCUGUCUUUUGAGAAUUCCAUCCACAAGGACUACAUCACAGAAAAGUUCAAUGGACCUCUGUCAGCAGGUACUGUACCUGUGGUGCUGGGACCUCCCAGAAAGAACUAUGAGAACUUUGCACCGGGUGAUGCCUUCAUUCACGUGGACGACUUCCAAGACGCAAAGUCACUGGCAGAAUAUCUGACGCAGCUGGACAGAGAUGAAGAUGCGUAUCACAGGUACUUUAACUGGAGGAGACAUUUCUCAGCACGACCUCAUUUACUGCUGCAACAAGAGUUUGAUCUGCCCAUCUGUGACGCCUGUGAAUAUAUAGCAACACACAAGCAUUAUAAAGAAAUUCACGAUCUCUAUGAAUGGUAUCACAAGUAAUUGACUCUCAAAAAUCAAGU
This is a messenger RNA of Triplophysa dalaica, 1133 nucleotides long. RefSeq names its product 4-galactosyl-N-acetylglucosaminide 3-alpha-L-fucosyltransferase 9-like. The record is from RefSeq and is a predicted model, not a curated record. The transcript has a single exon. Lineage: Eukaryota; Metazoa; Chordata; Actinopteri; Cypriniformes; Nemacheilidae. Gene Ontology annotation, molecular function: alpha-(1->3)-fucosyltransferase activity. Gene Ontology annotation, cellular component: membrane. The coding region runs from base 1 to 1113 and encodes 370 amino acids.